AUGGCAGUUGAUGUGUGCACAGAAAUUUCGAGCCCAAGAAUCUCAUUCUCCUACGACCUCAAGGAUUUCGACUUCGUCCCGGUCGAAAAUCACGGCCGUCGAUCGGACUCCUUUCUACUAAAUCCCGCCGUCGAUUUCGACCUCUGCCGCGGUCUGCUCCCCCACGAAAUCUCCUCCGCCGACGAGCUCUUCGCCGACGGCAAGAUCCUCCCUGUCCAGAUCAAAAGACCCGAUAUCACCCCGCCAGACCCGGUACCGGCCCGAACAAAGCCCAAGCCCAAUGUCGCUCCCCAAGAAGACCAAAACGACUUGAAAAAUGAAAACACGGAGAAAAAGCGACUCGUCGAGGCUAUCCAAAAGCAGCAGUCGCUGAAAGAGGGAUCGGAAGAUCGCCGAUCGAGUUCGCCGGCGGCGACGGCGACGGCGACGCCUAAUCGGUGCCAUUAUUAUUACCCUUACAACAAUGAUAAUAAUAAUAACAAUAAAUGUAAUAUUAAUUGUGAGGGCAAUACGACGGCGUAUAGAAGAGGGUCGUUGAGAAAGAGUGGGAGCAGAUCGGGUGUGGAUAGUAAAAAUGGGGUUCGGGUCAACCCGGUUCUGAAUAUAGCACCGGCUUACAUUGGCAAAGGUACUGUGAGUUUGUUUGGGAUUGGUUCCUUCUUCUCUAGCAGUAAAAAGUCCAAGAAGAAGAGAUAA
Molecule: messenger RNA, 696 nt
Organism: Striga hermonthica
Lineage: Eukaryota; Viridiplantae; Streptophyta; Magnoliopsida; Lamiales; Orobanchaceae
Source: the annotation of a GenBank genome assembly